Molecule: messenger RNA, 1071 nt
Organism: Fonsecaea multimorphosa CBS 102226
Lineage: Eukaryota; Fungi; Ascomycota; Eurotiomycetes; Chaetothyriales; Herpotrichiellaceae
Exons: 1
Coding region: 1-1071 (356 amino acids)
Source: RefSeq, a predicted model, not a curated record
AUGCCCAAGUUACCAGCAUACCUGUCCUUUUUGUCACUACCGGCACUGCUCACUCAGACCGUCGCACUUCCGGCCUCAGUUUCGGUGGCAGCUACUGCGCCACCACAAGCGACAAUUGUUCGUCGUUUCCCUGAUGGAACCGCUCUUGAGAACUUGGCUGUGCGCAGCGACGGCACUAUCCUGUUGACCAGCUUGUACACGAGAGAGAUCUUCUAUGUCGACCCCAUGAACCCUCAGAACGUAUACUCGAUCGCCAACUUGCCUCCUGGAGACACCUUCACCAGUAUCACUGAACACGGCGAUGAUAUAUUCUAUGUCGUGUCGACAAGCUUCCAGACCAACAACCACCAGCCAACAGCUGCCGACACGGAGAAAGUAUGGAGCUUUAAUCUGCGCGACUGGAGUGGCAAGGGAAACACAUCGCUGCCUCUAACCUUGGUCUCCAAUAUCACCCAAGGAGGAUUUUUGGAUGGACUGACCAGCGUCGAUGGAACCGAUUACCUGCUUGCCACCGAUGCCCAAAAGCCCGUGAUCUGGCGCAUCAACACUGUGACCGGGGCUUACGGCGUAUCUCUCAAUAGUUCGGCUCUUGCUCCUGUUGGCACGGGGGCCGUCCUUCCGAACGGGACUGUUGGCGCAAAUGGCUUAUGCUACCGGGCUCCUUAUGCAUACUUCAGCAACACGCGCCAGAAAACAUUUGGUCGCUAUACCGUCGGUCCGGCGGGCACGGCUGUCGAUGGCACUCUCCAGAUUCUCGGGGUCGGCACCGUCAUAGAUGACCUGCAGCCUGUCCAAGGUAAUGGAAGAGGCGCUUAUCUCACUGCACCCGUUACCAACCAGAUCGUAUAUGCCCCAGGCAACGGUUCCAAUCAAACAACUCCAAUCGCCGCGGUAGGGGGCCCAACAUCGGUCCGCUGGGGACGAACUCAACGAGACCAGAACACGCUUUAUAUAAGCAGCACAGGCAAUAACACAGCGUAUGCUGGCGUCUCAGAUCCGGCUUCUGUGCUCACCAUUGGUGGCUCCUUGUCGAAGAUUGAAUUGGGUGGGACGUGGGCCGACUGGCAUUAG